Molecule: messenger RNA, 1463 nt
Organism: Ctenopharyngodon idella (grass carp)
Lineage: Eukaryota; Metazoa; Chordata; Actinopteri; Cypriniformes; Xenocyprididae
Exons: 8
Coding region: 65-973 (302 amino acids)
Source: RefSeq, a predicted model, not a curated record
CUAAUUUGUUACUUCCUAAUUCACCUAUUGUGUGAGUCUCGUCUCUUUUUUAACUCUUGCUGUAAUGGAGUUGUUCAUCUUCAUUGCUUUUCUUCUCCUUAUGGAGGUUCAGUCUUACAAAUCUCCUGCUGUAAAAGUAUCUCCAGAUGUCAUAAGUGAGUCCAGCUCAGUGAAGAUGAUUUGUGAGAUGUUGCCAGCAGAUGUUGCAGUGAAACAGUGUUAUUUCUACAUAAACAGAGGAAAAGAGAAGAAUAUAAAAGUUAGUCCAUCUUGUGAGCUCAAUCUCACUGGUGCUGAAGUGCUCAUAUGGGCAGCUGUAAAAUCACCUGCAUCAAUCAACAUUAACUGCUUCUACACAAUACAUAAACACGGGAUUGAUAAACCAUCAUCUCAUUCUCCUGCUGCCACUGUGACGGUUCUAGGUUCACUUCAGAAACCCACCAUGAAUGUUAGUGAUGAUGAUGUCCAGAUCAACAUAGCCUGUGAAAUUCUACUAUCAGUCAGAGUUGAUUUCAUCUGUCGUCUCUACACUGAGGAUGGUCUUCUGCGCACAAGUUACUCUCAGGGGAAACAGUCUGGAGGGCAUCUUUGUAUGUUUUAUUCAAGUCAUAGUGAACUCUUGACAGGAUCAGAGAACAGACAGCUGAGCUGUGAUUAUUCACUCAACACUGAACCUGAGAUCAGAUCACCGCGCAGUGACACAAUCACCGUCAGAGCACCAGAUGCACAUCAUGUUACGACAGCCAAGAAAACCUACUCACUUUCCAAGUCAAACCCGCCAACCAGCACAACAAAGGAAACCACAUCAAUAAUGGCUGCUGUUUCCACUACUGAAACCCCAGAAUCCACCAGAACUGAUGUUUUGGUCAAUAAACAGAAAGAGGGAAGUACAAAGGAAAAUGAGAAUGUUUACCACCUGUACUGCACGAUCCCUGACAAACCAGUUCACUCAAACGAAGCAGAUCAAGUCUAGUUUGGUGAAGAUGCACUGAUGAGUCUCUGUUGUUUCAUUAUGUACAGUAUAUCCAUUAUAAAGUUUCUUUACUUGAAGAAAAAUAGGUGUUUACUUUCAUUAUUCAGUGCUUGGUGUGGAACCACUUAUAAUAUUGGACUUAAAAUAUUACAUUUAAUAUUAAUACUAUUUAUUUUUAACCAUCCCUUUGUCUGAAAUGAUCUGUUUUAAUAGAAAAUGUAUGGCUUGUCAGUAAACUGCCACCAUUUUGUUUGGCUAAUGUUAUUCCAUAGAAAAAAAGUAGGCUAUCAACGGCCCCUUCACUAUUGCUUUGAAAACAUUAUCCGUAUUAUACAGAUAAAAUUGUUUACUUACGGUUUGGGAUGUGGCUUCUGUCAGAUCCAAUCCAGUGAUAUCAAACUUUUUUUACAGUCUAUGGAUCCAAUACAGUUGGCUGCUUCAUCUUUCAACAAAAGUUUCUUUGCAAACUCUCCAUUAUAAUGUGCCUUUG